Molecule: messenger RNA, 957 nt
Organism: Acanthocheilonema viteae
Lineage: Eukaryota; Metazoa; Nematoda; Chromadorea; Rhabditida; Onchocercidae
Source: the annotation of a GenBank genome assembly
AUGUGGCGUCUCUUUGCUCACACAGUGUUUCAUGUACUAUUUACUUUGCUUAAUAUUAAUCCUGCUAGGAGACAUCGUAUUGUUAGUGAACGAGACAUUGUUCACGUAACGAUGAUAAUGUUAGCUUAUUUAGAUAUAUAUUCUGUUCUCAACUAUACGACCAAAGCAAUGAAGUUGUUAGAAACUGUGGAGCUUGAACAAUUGUCAUACACGUUUGGAGAGCAUGCAAAGGAUUGUUGCAUUGAUGUGAGGCUGGAAGCAUAUUCUUGCAAAAUGAUAACAUCCGACAAGAAACAAUGGAAGAAAAGUCAGCAGAAUGGCAGUAAUGUCCCGCAUCCGCUCUCACCUCCAGAGAAAUUACCAUGGCUUUUCUCAUGGACACAGGAUCCGCGUUUGCGCCAUUAUUCAGAACCUGGUUGUUCUAGUUUAAACAGUAGUAUCGAGGAAAAUGGCUUGGUAUAUGCAGAUGCGAUUUCCUCUCGAACCCUUUUUGAAUUGAGGUCUGUAAUGAACGCAUCAUUUCAAGAUUAUGAUUUUUCUUCUACAAAGAGCGAAGCAUUCUCUCUUCUUCCUAAUUUUGAAACUUUAGCCGGUUUGGUUGAUUCAAAACUUUCUGCUACGGUAGCAAAUUAUUAUGAGAUUAAAAGAGUACUGUGGGAAAGAGUCGAUCAAACUUUUGGAAGUAGUCAUGAACGACCGUAUUCAGGUGGAGCAGUGUCAUUAAUUGAAUACAUGCUUCUUCAGAGUCCUUUGUUUAGACAUGCUUUUGAUAAAAUGAUUUACCGAACAGGAUACACUGGAGAUCCGUAUUGUGAAGACUUGGUAAUGUGGUCAUUUGCAUACUUCUUCCACAAUAAAUCUCUAAAACGUAUUCUUUUUAUGUCUUGCCGUGCAUUCCGAGCUGAUACUGCUCAGAAUCGGUCAGCGGAAGAAUUAUGGGGUGUAGAUAUACAGUAA